Messenger RNA from Balaenoptera ricei (Rice's whale), 1600 nucleotides. It is a transcript of the gene TCF19, whose product is annotated as transcription factor 19. The record is from RefSeq and is a predicted model, not a curated record. Gene Ontology annotation, biological process: regulation of gene expression. The transcript has 4 exons. Gene Ontology annotation, cellular component: nucleus. The coding region runs from base 473 to 1507 and encodes 344 amino acids. Gene Ontology annotation, molecular function: protein binding. NCBI's taxonomy places the organism in Eukaryota, Metazoa, Chordata, Mammalia, Artiodactyla, Balaenopteridae.
CCGAAGGCGGGGUCGGCGCUGCCCGCGCGCGGAGGCCGCGCCCCUCCUGCCCUUGGUUUCCUCGCUGUCAAACAGCCGCAGGAGCACCAACCCGGGCCGAGCUGGCACUGCCUGGAGAGGGGACCAUUCCGAGACUGCACCGCGCGAUUGAAGGCUCCUGGAAUACUUAGCAGCCUGAGGAUCCGAUUCAGCUUCGUGCCACAAGACGCCUUCAUUUUUGCACUACACUGGGACCUUCACCAAAUUUUUCAGUUGCAAAGCUGUUGACAGCCAAUUUUGCAUCGCGUCCUAGGCUCCUUGCACUCUGAAUUUGCCCUACUCAGGGAGUGUGCUCAAAGUUGAAAUUGCACAAAGGACAGCUCAAGUUUGCAUCAGACGGAAAGUGAACUUAGGCCAGAUGUGCAUGGCCCAGGGAGUGGGAAAGGUGAUGGAUUCCUAAAGUGGAAGAGGUGGUGUGGAGGGGGCACCGCCCAUGCUGCCUUGCUUCCAGCUGCUGCGCAUAGGGGGCGGCAAGGGUGGCGAUCUCUACACCUUCCACCCCCCAAGUGGGGCUGGCUGCACCUACCGCUUGGGCUGCAGGGCCGACCUCUGUGAUGUGGCCCUGCGGCCCCAGCAGGAGCCCGGCUUCAUCUCUGGAGUCCAUGCGGAGCUGCACGCUGAACGCCGGGGUGACGACUGGAGGGUCAGCCUGGAGAACCAUAGCAGCCAAGGGACUUUGGUCAAUAAUGUCCGACUCCCAAGGGGUCACAGGCUGGAGUUGAGUGAUGGUGACCUUCUGACCUUUGGCCCUGAAGGGCCCCCAGAAACCAGCCCCUCAGAGUUCUACUUGUUUCAGCAAGUCCGAGUCAAACCUCAAGAUUUUGCUGCCAUUACUACCCCACGGUCUAGGGGAGAAGAGGGAACCGGGGUUGGUUUCCGGCCCAUGCUGCCCUCCCAGGGGGCUCCACAGCGCCCCCUCAGCACCCUCUCCCCUGCCCCCAAAGCCACGCUGAUCCUCAACUCCAUUGGCAGCCUCAGCAAGCUCCACUCCCAGCCCCUCACCUUCUCACGGAGUGGGGGUAGGCCACAGAGCCUGCCUGUUCCCACUCCAGCUGGGGAAGUGGGGACCACCCCUUCUGUCCCACCCCCAAGAAACCGGAGGAAAUCAGCUCACCGCGUGUUGGCAGAACUGGAUGAUGAGAGAGAGGCUCCCAAGAGCCCCCCACCAGUCCUUUUGGAGCCCAGGAAGAAACUCCGUGUAGAGAAAACCCCACUGACACCCAGUGGAAAUCGACGUGGGCGUCCUCGGAAACACCCAGUGAGCAACCCCAGGGCUCCCCCUGCAGUUGGGGGCGGGGAGCACUGUGCAGCCCCUUGUUGCUGCCUACCCCAAGAAGAGACAGUAGCCUGGGUUCAGUGUGAUGGUUGUGACAUCUGGUUCCAUGUGGCCUGUGUUGGUUGCAGCAUCCAGGCUGCCAGGGAGGCUGACUUCCAGUGCCCAGGCUGUCGUGUAGGCAUCCAGACCUAAGGCCCACCACCAAAGCACCAGAGGACAGAGCUGGCACCUCCAGGACAUGGGUGGACACUGGGGUGCCAAUGGGUCCUAAGAGAUGCCCUCUUC